AUGCGGCAACAGCCUGUGGCUGCCAGAGCAUGUGGUUUUGGAGAACGCGACCGACGUGUCGUUGACCCUCCACCGAUCCUUGAGCUCAAAGUUAUCGAUACCGAGACGGGAAAAGUGGAUAGCGAAAACACUCCUUAUGUAUACACGACACUGCAUUGUACUCUAAUCAACUCCAUGACAUACAAAGACGAAUCACAGAUCGAACCGGCUCAUCCAAACGCGCCAGCUACGCAACGCCUGAUGGGAACCGCAGUGGCAUCGCCAUUUUCUGGUACGGAUGAGACAGGAAAGAGAGGGACGUUCUUUGUCUUUCCUGAUCUAUCUUGCCGAAAUCCAGGGAGAUAUCGCUUCCAGUUUCGCUUGCUGAUAGUCGAUCCACUGAAUCUUUCUGUCGGAACAACCUCGCGGAUACAGAGCUCGAUCAUCUCGGAGCCAUUCGAGGUGUAUACUGCGAAAGAAUUUCCAGGAAUGCGAGCCAGUAGUGCUUUGCUCAAAGCUCUAAGAAAACAGGGUUUGAACGUAGCUGUCAAGAAGGGUCGUGAGGCUACCAAGAAGGCGACCAGGAGACCUGGCCAUGUUGACGAGGACGACAGCAGCGGUGAAGAUGGAGAAAACGUUGCCGACGAGGACGAUCAAGACAGCGACGACGCACGCUCGCAAGCGGCUACUGGCAGCAAAGAUCGAAGAAAAAGGAAAAGAAGAGAGUGA
Messenger RNA from Aureobasidium musti, 708 nucleotides. NCBI's taxonomy places the organism in Eukaryota, Fungi, Ascomycota, Dothideomycetes, Dothideales, Saccotheciaceae. The record is from the annotation of a GenBank genome assembly.